Clupea harengus (Atlantic herring) is the source of this 2430-nucleotide messenger RNA. Its product is annotated as golgin subfamily A member 6-like protein 22. NCBI's taxonomy places the organism in Eukaryota, Metazoa, Chordata, Actinopteri, Clupeiformes, Clupeidae. The record is from RefSeq and is a predicted model, not a curated record. The coding region runs from base 16 to 2430 and encodes 804 amino acids. The transcript is spliced from 8 exons.
AGUAAUGUGAAAGACAUGGGACAUGCAGAUGAAAAGACAGAAGGUGAAAGUAAGGUAUUGGAGACGGGGAAAGAAGGUGAUCAGACUGUGGAAAAGGAGUUUCUGAAAGACCAAGUACAGAUAAAGCCCUCUUCUAAGGAAGUUGUAGACUGGACAGACGUCAAGGAAGCGGAGAUUAAAGAGGAGAUCCACAAUGAUGUGUGUGAGGACCAUCAGGACAUUACAGUGACCAAAUCUGUUUUGAGGGACUCCAAAAAUGAAGACAGUGUCACCCUGAAGGACUGUAAGACCAACUCGGCAUACUUUCCUCUCAAAGUUUCCUCUCUUGAUGAAGCCACAGUAGCAACAAACACUGGGGUUGAGACUAAAGAGCUGAUCCAAAAUUAUGUGGCUGAGUACCAACAGGACAUUACUGUGACUGAAUCUAUUUUUAGUGACCCAAAAAUUAAGGAUGAAGAUAUUUCGCUUAAGGACACUAAGACCAACUCUGCAUGCUUCCAGGAGAUUACAGUUGGCCAACAAACACUGGAAGAGAGAAAUGAGAAGGACAAAGGGCAAAAUAGACUAGAAGAAGAGAGAAAGAAGAUGGAGGAGCAAGAAAAGAAAUGGGUGGAAGAGGAAAUAAGAAAGGGAGAGAUGAUCAUAAUGGAGGAGCAAAUGAAGAGAGAGGAAGAGAAAAGAAGGGUGGAGGACGAAAGAAAGGAAGAGGCUGUGAGGUUGGAGAUGAACAGAGAGAGAAUGGAGGAAGAAAAAAAGAUGAUGGGUGCAAACAAUGACGAUAAUCUGUUAAGGAUUCAGGAAGAGGAGAGAAUGAGAGCUCUGGAAUUAGAAAAGAGGAACAGAGUGACAGACGAACAGCUAACAGACACCUGGACAGAAGCAGUGAAUUUAGAAGUGACAUACUCAGAUGAUGAGGACUGGAUAGACUCUGAACGUGAUAAUGAAAUCAAGAUCCAGACAGAUGAGAAGCAGCAGGACCUUGAGAGUGAGUUGGAGGAGAGCAUUGAUAAAGAACUGAGCCAUGGAGAGCACAGUGACAUAGAGAAUAAACUGGCAGAGAAAGAGGUUGAGAGAAGCCCAACUUCUAUGGCAGAGCAGUCUGGAAAAUCAUCAGUCCAAGAUGAAGAACACUUGCGGAGCCCUGAAGUGACAGCACAUGCAAACCCACAGCAUACUCAAUAUAUGAAGUCACCAUUGCCAGAUCUCUCAUCUCCUACAGAAAAUAUGGCAUCACAAACCCUACCUCCACGACAGGAUAAACUCACAGAUUCAGUGGAUGGGGAAACCUUCUGUGAAAAGCAGGAAUAUUCAGAUUAUGACGGUGGGACGGAGUCUGAGAAGUUGAACAAUGAAGGUAAGAUCCAGAAAGCUCAAGAGAUCCAGACGGAGGACAUUGACCACAAGUCUGAGGACAGCAUAGUUGAAGAACUGAGCCAAGAUGAUCAGAGUGACAUUGACAUUGAGGCGGUACAUUUAGUGGAGGUUGAAAGCAACAUCAGCAGCUUCACAAAUAUGAGGAAACCAGCGGCAUGCGCAGCAGUACUGGAGGACCAGUCUGGGCAACAGUCAGCAAAGCCAAAAGACAUGGCAAAGGAACAGAAGGAUGGUGAUAUGAAGGCAGACAUAUUGUGGGUGGAAGAACAAGGGAAGAUAGUUCAAGAAAACAGCCAGAAGCAUAAGACAAAACAGGAGCAAGAGACAAUGAAGUUAAAUAUGGGCAGAGAAAGAAUGGAAGAAGAGAUAAAGAUGAUGGAUGCAGAACAUGAUAAAGCCAAUAUGUCAAGGAGACUGGAAGAGAAGAGUAUGAGUGCUCUGGAAGAAGAAGAGGAGAAGAGGAGAGUAAAGGAGGAAGUUGAGACAGAGAUGGUGAAAGGACAUCCCUCCCCUGCAGAAAAGUUAGAGUCUGAUGAUAAAGUCUUGAGAGUUCCUGCAGAAUGUGAAAAAGAAGGAAAGAAAGGCAGGAAUAAAGGCAAGGAGAUCCUGACGGAGGACAAAGAACAUAUGUUGAAGCCUGAAAAGACAGCACAUGCAAAUUCAGAGAAUAUUCUACUGAAGUCACCUUUACAAGGAGAUCACCUCUCUCCCAUUGUGGAAAAGGUGACAUCAAAACCUUUGGCACCAUUACAAGACAUGUGCAAGCAUCAGCUAGAUGAUGGUUCUAAUGCAGCAAUGGAUACGGAAUGCAUGAGGAAGCAAAAGAAAAAGGCAAAAGACACAAGAAAAAGAAACAUACAGGCUGAAAAAAGGAAAUACGAUGGGCCCUUCAGGACGAGCAGGAAUAGGAGCAAAGAGGGCCAGCAAGGAGGGAAAUGUGUCAUGGAGAAGAAAAAAAACAGAGGAAUAACCACGCUCAUGGACAAGAGACGAGGGCUGAAAGUGAGCUCUAAAGCCGCCGAUGGGAACAGAGAGGUCUCGGGCAAACACAUCUGA